UGAUGAAUUUGAUUUGAAUGAGGUUAAUUUGUGUGUGUAUUUUUACAGUAAUUUGUGUGGUAAAUUACCAACUGUAAAGUGUAAAGUGAGGUUAACUUCAUAGGGAGCAAAUAUAAUAACCGAAUCCAUAUACAAAUUAACUUUAAGUAGAAUAUCUCAACUUAAUUUCAUUAAAAUAAUGUUUGUUUCUUAUUAGUUACUUAAUAUUUGUUUGAAAAAAUAGGUUAUCCAAUGGAAUCAAGGUCCUCUAAACUAGUUAGAUUUGGUCUUCAAAUAUACAACCAAUCUUGUAGAAGAAUUCAUCAAACAGUUACGCUUAACAUAAAUCCCAAUAAUGUGAAAGAGGUACAGAUUCCUGUUCCAUGGGGCCACAUUGCAGGCAAGUGGUGGGGAGACACCAGCAAGCAGCCAAUCCUAGCUUUACAUGGGUGGCAGGACAACGCAGGCACGUUUGAUCCUCUGCUGGAGUUGCUACCUGAAUCCUUCUCAGUCCUGGCAGUUGAUGAUCCAGGACACGGGCUGUCCUCUCACUUUCCUGAGGGAAUGUUGUAUAACUUUGCAAACUAUCUAAUAAUGUGCAAAAGAAUACAAAAAUAUUAUAAUUGGACUGAUCCCAUGAACAUUCUAGCGCACUCCAAGGGUGCUGUAAUUGGAGUUGUAUUCUCGGCUAUCUAUCCUGAAAGUGUGAAUGCCCUUGUUGCGAUCGAUGUGAUUAAACCGCUAGCUCCAAGCAAAAAGUUCUACUCAAAACUUGGAGACAACAUUGAUUCGACCAUAAUCAAGAUGACAAGAAGUGCUGAGAAAAAUAAAAUGUACUCUUUAGAGGAGAUUGAGAAACGCUGGAUUGCCGGGACAAAAGGAUCAUUGACAAGUGAGGCGGUUAAAAUUCUUCUAAAAAGGGGAGCACAGUUAGACCCAGUGUCAGGAAAAUACUCUCUCACUCGUGACCCUAGGGUGAAGAUUUGGAAUUUGUCAUAUUUUGACGAACGACAGUCGUUAGCAAUUGCUUCCAAUGUCAAGUGUCAUUUGUUAGCGAUAAGAUUCACAGACGGAAAGUUUUUUGAUGCUCCUUUAAAAGAUUCACCGAGUUAUUUGAAAACUAUUGAAAACGAUGCAAAAUCAUUCAAACUAGUCACCAUAGAAGGCACACAUCAUAACCACCUGAACAACGCAAAAUCGGUAGAACCAGUCAUUACAGAGUUUCUUGAAAGAGUAAUGAAUGAAAAACCUAGUUGAAAGACCAAAACAAAUCACUGACUGUGAUAACUAGAAAUAAGUCCAUAACUAUGAUAUAAAAAAUCAACCAAAACUAAAAUAUGUUUGAACCAUAACAACUGUGAUUGGCAGUAAAGUAUUAUCUGUGAUAUGUAAUAUUAGUUUACUUUUAGCGAAUUUCACUUAUAAGGAAUAAGCUAUUACCGUAGGUCUCAUGGUAAGACCUGUACCUGAGACCGAUUUACUUUUUUCGUUUUGAGGUCCCCAGAUGCUAAAAACACCAGCCAUUAAAAUUCAUAUAUGUAUAGACCUAAGUUAUAUAGGCCUAUUUAUAUAUUUGUCCGUUAGCACAAUCACUCGAGCAAAAAUUAUCCAAUUUUUAUGAAAUUUGGUAUAAACAUGCAAACCUACAUUUAUUCGAACGAGUUUGCAAACCAGCAUGAUCGGACUAUGGGAACAGGGGUUUAUGGGGGUAAAAAUGGGUUUUUCCCAUUUUUGACCCUAAAAACAAUUGCAAUUUAUAAGAAAUUGCAAUUUCUUUCUAAACUACUUUGUAGAGCUCAAAAAACAAAUAAAUAAGUAUAUAUUAAAUCAUUGCCAUGCACUAUUAAUAAUUAAGGUAAAAAUUCCAAAAAACUAAAUUUUUAAAUUCCCAUGUUAUUCUUAUUAACAAUACAUUUGAGUGUUGAGCAAGUUCAGACGCAUGAUCGCAACGUGGUGGCUCAUGAUUUCAAGUCCAGACCAAUUUUUGUCAAAUUGCCGCUCAGAUGAGUCAUGCUACAGUUUUAAAGUAUAUUCAGUAUAUUCAAGUAUAUUCAGUUUUCAGUAUAUUCAAACAACCUAUCACCGUCUUACCUAAGCUACAGAAUUAGAUGGUGGUGUUUCUCAUAAACUAUUCUGCCUCUUUUUUAUUGGCUCUACCCACACUGUCUCCUAUGCUUCUAAUUUAUAAAAACUAAUUUUUUUCUUUAACAGACAGUAAUCAGAUAAUAAAUAACUUAUUUUCUAUAUGGGAAAUCCGCUAAAAUAGAUGCAAUUUGUCCUGUGUGUAAGGCUCAUUUGAAUUUUUAGGUAACAUCAGGGUAAAAAUAAUCAGCACCAAUCUUAGAGUUUUGUAAAAUUUGCCAUUUGUCUCAGUAUUUAGUUUUAUGACAAAUCCUCAUAUUUUUUUAGUGGUUUUGUUGUUAUAUUUGGUCAUUGUGUAUCUUAUUUAAAAGCAGGCUCAUUAUGUCUUAUCUUUUUUUUUUACUAAUAAAGCACAAAGAGCUUGUAAAACUAGUUAAAAAUAUUAAGUUGUUAUGCAAUCAAAUUGUAAUUAGCUUUAUUAAAUUCUAAAUUAUAUCAAAGUUAUUUUUA
Molecule: messenger RNA, 2571 nt
Organism: Macrosteles quadrilineatus (aster leafhopper)
Lineage: Eukaryota; Metazoa; Arthropoda; Insecta; Hemiptera; Cicadellidae
Product: probable serine hydrolase
Exons: 3
Coding region: 232-1236 (334 amino acids)
Source: RefSeq, a predicted model, not a curated record